Messenger RNA from Ceratina calcarata, 1739 nucleotides. It is a transcript of the gene Idh3g, whose product is annotated as Isocitrate dehydrogenase (NAD(+)) 3 non-catalytic subunit gamma. Gene Ontology annotation, cellular component: mitochondrion. The annotation marks the transcript as partial. Gene Ontology annotation, biological process: isocitrate metabolic process; tricarboxylic acid cycle. The transcript has a single exon. NCBI's taxonomy places the organism in Eukaryota, Metazoa, Arthropoda, Insecta, Hymenoptera, Apidae. The record is from RefSeq and is a predicted model, not a curated record.
GUUUUCAGUUAUGCAGGUGUACCAGUAGAUUUUGAGGAUAUUGAAAUCGACCCAAACGCAGAUGACAAUGAUGACUUGCAUUAUGCUAUCACAUCGAUUCGUAGAAAUGGUGUAGCAUUAAAGGGAAACAUCGAAACUCGUAGCACAGAGGCUGAGGUACUUUCUCGAAACGUUGCUCUCCGAAAUCAGUUGGAUCUUUAUGUAAACGUCUUGCACUGCGUAUCAUAUUCAGGAGUGAAUUCGCGUCAUAAAAAUAUUGAUAUCGUCAUUGUCAGACAAAACACUGAAGGAGAAUAUGCUAUGCUGGAGCAUGAAAGUGUGAAAGGCGUUGUAGAAAGCAUGAAAGUGAUCACAAGUGCAAAUUCCGAACGUGUUGCUAGAUACGCAUUUGAAUAUGCUAGACGAAAUGGAAGGAAGAAGGUUACCACAGUUCACAAAGCAAAUAUUAUGAAGCUAUCUGAUGGAUUGUUCUUAGAAACGUCGAAAAAUGUUGCGAAAGAUUAUCCAGACAUUACUCAUAAUAAUAUGAUCAUUGAUAAUACGUGCAUGCAAUUGGUCUCCAAUCCACAUCAAUUUGAUAUUGUAUUAACGACCAAUUUAUAUGGAGCAAUUGUAUCGAAUGUAGUAUGCGGUUUGUUAGGUGGUGCUGGCUUGCUAGCAGGUAAAAAUUAUGGUGAUCAUUAUACAGUGUUCGAGCCUGGUACUCGUAACACUGGUACAGCCAUUGCUGGAAAGAAUAUUGCUAAUCCUAUUGCGAUGUUAAAUGCUGCCGUCGAUAUGUUACGUCAUCUUGGACACAAGACUCAUGCUACUUUAAUUCAGAAUGCCAUUAAUAAAACUAUAAAUCAAGGUGUUCAUACUCGGGACCUUGGUGGACAAGCUACUAGUAGAGAAGUUGUUGAUACUAUAAUGAAACACAUCAAAACAGCAUCUGUUUAAGACUGAUAAGAUAUAUUUUAUUGAUACAGUCUUGCUUUUUAGUACAAAUAUUUAGUUGAUUAGUAAAAAUAUUAUAAUCACUAUAUCUGAGAGCAGUAAUUGCAUGUCCCAUUAAAGCAGUUCUAUAAUAUUGUGUAAAUCGCAAUCUGUUCAAACCAGUUUCUAACUUUAAAAUGACAAAUUUGAUACUUGUAUUAUAUUAAUAUUUUAUGUAAAAUAAUAAAGAUUGAAACAUUGUAAAAUAUAUAUUAUAAGUACUAGUACAAUUAGAAAUUACGUAUUAUAAUUAUCUAUAUGAGCUGUUUGGGAUAUACAUUAUUCUUCGCAUGCAUCUCGUCAAAAAUAUUUCCUUGUGAUUAUGUCAUAUCUAUACAUCUGUUUAACUUCGAUCAUGACAGUUUAUUAAACAAAUAUUGGCUUGUAGUGAUAUAUACUGUAUACUAGUCGAUAUAAUUUAUUUUACUUCAUGUAAAACAUUGUGAUUUAUUUGAUAGAUCGAUGGUAUACGCAAUAAUUACUUAGGCAGUAACAUUGUUAUAAAAAAAAACGUUGUACAAUAGAAUAUACAAAGAUCAUUAAAAUUCUGUAUUACAGGUAAGAAUCUAAUGUUGUAAAAGUUGCAAUGCUAGUUCCUCGUCUGCUUUUAGAUUUGUAUCAUCUAUCACGGAAAAUGUUUUUUGCUUUUUCUUCUUUUUGUAUUCCUUUUGCGUUAUCAGUUUUCGUUUAGGUGGUCUGUAAAAAGAAAUUAUCAUUACCAAAGAUGAUGCUAAAAAUAAAGCGAUAUAUAUUUUUUUUUAUAA